UCAAAGUCUAAGGUAAUUAGCUUUAAUUUCCACCGCUUAAUCAGUGUUCCUCAAAUAUAUAUAUGCAAGAUACUCAUUGUGAUUUAUACAUCUCCUCAAGAAUGGAUAUUUCAUCAGCUACAUGGUGGUCUGAAAUGGAUGUUAUGAAUUUCAAUGAUCUUCAAUAUAUUGAUCACGGCGAGACCACAUUUGACGAUUUUCCUUUCCAUAAUGACCCCUUUACCUCUUGCACCUUCGAUAAUAUUCAAGCUUCUCACGCUACUGCUGGAAUAUUUGAGGAGAAGCAAACAUUUUGCAGUUCAACAAAAGCAAUUUACCAAAAUACUACCUUUUUUUCUUCUCCUUCUCCUUCUCCUCCUCCUCCGCCUUCUUCGUCCCCCAGUAUCAUUUCUUUCUCCAACUCUAAUUCACCAUCAGCCACACCUGUCAAGACUGAGGUUCCAUCAGGAAUUACUAUAAACUUCUCCUCAUCAAAUAUUUCUCCUGAUUCUGAUUACAACGAUAGUAAGCAACUAUUCCAAGCCAUAAGAUUUGGCGCUGCUGGUGAUAUUAUUACUCAGACGAAGAAGAUAAAUUAUAGUAGAGCGCCUUUGCAGGCCCAAGAUCACGUUCUGGCUGAAAGAAAGCGAAGAGAACGACUCACACAGUACUUCGUAACUUUGUCUACCCUCAUCCCUAACCUAAAAAAGUUGGACAAGACAUCAAUACUUGGAAAUGCAAUUAAAUAUAUAAAACAACUUGAAGAACAAGUAAAAUGCCUCGAGGAAGAAGCUAACAAGGAACCGGUGGUACCAGUUAAGAGAAGUCGUUUGCUCUCAAAUUAUGACAAUUUUUCAACAUGUAAUGAAAACUACAAUAAACCAGUCCCAGAUAUUGAAGUUAGAGUUUCAGAUGGAAAUGUCCUGAUUAGAGUUUGUUGCAAAAAGCAAUCAAGAAUAAUAAAGGAAAUAUUCAGCCAAGUAGAAAUGUUUCAUCUCAAUAUUAUUAGUAUCAGUGUCAUCCCAUUUGGUUAUAAUACAACCAACAUAACUAUUGUUGCUCAGAUGGAUCAUCAGCUGAACAUGACAACAGAAUAUGUGGCAAACAAAAUACGUUUGUCUAUAAUGAAGCUUAUCAAUAGCCAUGAAGAAGCCAAUUCUCUAGUUGCAUAGAGAAGAAUUUCAAGAUUUCAGAAGCUAAUUUUCAGAUAUAUUUAAGUGAUAGUGUUAAUUUAGAUUAUUGUAAGGGUGGGUUUCAUGACUUGGUUUUUUGGGGUAAAAAGGUUUUCAUUAUUGUGGACCGGGGCUUUGUUAUUUUCGGGUCACAAAGUUGGGACCCGUUUUACAAUAGCCCCAGUUUUGCUACAAAUGAGUCUGGCUCCCUAUUUUUUGACAAGUCAUGGAGCUGUACUAAGUAGUCCUUUUCUUGUUCUCCUUUGGGGGACUUCUAACAGGGCCAUACACGUUUGCUUUUCUUUUCUCUUGUUUUGUUUUUUGGGGCUUUAAGUACCUACUUUUUGGCCUUUUGUUGUAUACUACUCCACAAUAGUCUGUCUAAUUAUGUUGGUGGUGUAAUAAAUACAUGUUUAUUGGAGUUA
Messenger RNA from Solanum dulcamara, 1576 nucleotides. Its product is annotated as transcription factor bHLH18-like. Gene Ontology annotation, molecular function: protein dimerization activity. The transcript has 4 exons. The record is from RefSeq and is a predicted model, not a curated record. Lineage: Eukaryota; Viridiplantae; Streptophyta; Magnoliopsida; Solanales; Solanaceae. Bases 63 to 1151 code for a protein of 362 amino acids.